AUGGAGCCCCAAAAUGCUGCCCAGUCGAUAUACGAGGGGAUGGACCCCCAAAAAUCCCAGAGACGCGCCUCCUUCUCGCCAAUUAAGGCCAUACGGUCGCUUAGCAUCAGCUCUCAGAUGUCUCAACUGUCCACCACCUCAACCUCGGAGACUGAGCUUUCGUCCGGUGGUAGCACCCGGAAAAGGAAGCUGUUGAAAACCCGGCCUUCUGAUCUCUUCAGGAAAGACGACUUGAUGCGCAGGCCUUCCAAAGCAUCGACUGUGGACACUGCGGAUUACGAGUCCAUAUCAACCAGGCCAACAUCGCCAUCGCUUACCGGUAGCCAGGGCACCAGUAUCUCGGGUGACUUCACAACCCCUAUCAAGUUUGGCGCGCUUCAGCCGGAAACCACCCUUCUCAAGACGAAGAAGGAGUUUCUCGUGCUCACGCCGAUAGCCCUGCUCAGGUUCAAGACCCGCAUUGCCGCUGCCGAACAAUUUCCGCAGAUUUCACCAACCGACAACUUCGCCGGAGGCCUUUCCCCUAUCGAGUCCCAGGGGUCUUCCAGAGGAUUCGGGAUCGGUGCUGAAUCUUGCGUCCCACUGGAGAAAGUGGUAUCGGCUUUUAAGGAUGAAGGAACCCGCCCCUCUUUUGGGAUAGAGGUCUGGUGGAGAAGCUCUGAUGCGGCAUCCACGUUUGCCUGCGUCCAGCUUGAUUUCAGUCUACCAAGAGAGCGGGACGACUGGUUGAAAGCGAUCCAGCGCGCGGUCAAGUCAAGGGGCAGAGCUUUCAUGGAUGAUCGCACGCCGGCCGAUAUUGAACUCGACUUCAGAUUAAUACUCCAGGCCAAGCACAGAGACCAGAAAGAUGCCCAGAUCGAUAUUUACCCUGUCGUACCUCGGCGUCCAUAUACCAGGCUCGGCGGUAGCUCGGGCGAGGUCAGGAAGAAUUGGCGGGACGCAUCGUCUUUUUAUCUGGCUUUCACCAAGAAUUCCCUGCUGCUCGCCCAGUUCUCGAAAUCCUCCACGGGCCAGAAAGUCAACCCCAGUCUGGUUCAGUUCGGAUUGGUAACUCUGUCUAGGGUCAAUACGAACAUGAACGACGACAGGUUCGAUCUCAUUUUCCGCCUACCGUUAGACCAGCCGACGAAGGUCGAGUUAUCCACUCGAUAUUAUCGGUCCAUUCUAUCGAAGUUGUUCAAGGCAGAUACGUACUUGAAGCCCGCUUGGCCUCUCUGGACAAGGCGUGAGGUUUUCUUAGUCGACGGAGAAGCACAGCAGAUCCCGUUACCCAACGGCGAGGAUUAUGGUGGGUUCAAAACGACCUUGGAAGCGUUCCUUGAAGGUUAUCAUUGCCCACCCGUCGACUGGACCGUGAAAUGGAAGAACGUGCGAUAUGCACCUGAAUUUCGCCUUCUGCCGCCAACGCAACGUUCCCAGUACACAGCCCAUCAGCUUCUUGCUGUCUUCCGCGCACUGCGUUUCAAUGACUACUUCAAGUCUUUGUCAUUCUGCGACGUCGGCUUCUCCAAUCUCUCCAAUGUCUUCGACAAUACUAGACGUCUGGAGUCUACCAUUUGGCUUUCUCGAACAGGCAAACGCAGCCUAACUCGAGGCGAGUUCGAUCUGUUGGAGGGUUCUUCAGUCUUGUUCCAAGAGCUCGUUUCACUUCUUCUCGGAUCUGAGGCGGUGAAGCACAUCGAUUUAAGCAAUGUGCUCAACAGAGCACGUGUAGCUCCGGCACCGGGAAUAUCGGAUUCACCUCCACCAUCAAACAAUGGAAUCUGCGAGAUCGUGCCACCUGUUGUCCUGCUUUGGAAAUCGCUGCAAACUCGAUGCGUGUCAGUACGUCUAAGUGGCAACGCUUUGAGUGAAGCUGACAUUAUCGAAAUUGGUCGAGCUUUCCAAAAUCGGCCAAGUUUUAUCAAGUCACUGGACGUUUCGCGGUGCGACCUGUGCGAGAGCGCGCUUGUCUAUUUUUGGGAGGGCCUGUACGAACAACGAUCAAGUAUCGAAGUUCUCGAUACGUCUCACAACCCGGGUUUCGUGGAAGCGACGAGGGUAUCUUAUGUCCUCAAUGGGGCCAGAAGAGUAAAACGUUUGAACCUUGCGCACUCUAUCAAGGGGAACCUCAACGAGCCCCUUUUUCGUCCAUGGAGCAGCACGGGUUCAUUUGCGCCAUGGCGAUUGGAGGAGCUAGACCUCUCCGGCUGGAAGAUCAAUUUCGACACUCUGUGCGGAAUCAUGAAAUAUCUCGAGCUCGAUGAGUCCUACGGUCUGCGUCGUUUGACGCUAAACAACUGCGGGCUCUCUGGAGAAAUGGCAACUGGCAUCCUGUGCAGGGUUGGCGGGGGCCGUGACAUAAAUCUACAGCUUAGCGAAAAUCACCUGGAAGUCGGGUCAACUGACUGGAUUGAUCUCAUUCAUGGAAACGAAGCUCCCAGAAUGCUUCAUAUGGAUAUGAUCCAGUUUCAACACGAUUCGAACUUCAACCGGCUAUUGACGGCGCUUUCUCAUAACCAAACUAUUGAGUUCUUGAGCAUGGUUGGGACCGGACCACCAGCCAGGGCCGGUUCGAAAACAUCUGAGCUCCUCUCGACCUUCUUCGAGACAAACGACACCUUGAAGUUCCUUGAUCUGUCUGGUUAUAGUGGGAAAUUGGAAGACGGUCACCUUGGCUGGGGUCUAUCUGGAGCGUUGGGCGGCCUGAAACAGAACAAGUCACUCCUCCAACUUCGAAUACAGAACCACGAUAUUGGUGCGGCCGAGGAUGUGUCGGAACUGUGUCGGGUACUUGCUGCCAACAGAGGGCUAGCAAUGUUUGACUGCCGGAACAAUAAUUUCGACCACCACCAAUUCGCGAAGCUCGUCAAUGCGCUGAGUUUCAAUCAUCAGCUCAUAUCUUUCCCCAUAUCCGGGGCGGAUCGCGACUAUGCAAUCCAGAAGGAAAGGCGCAUUUUCAUGCAACACCAGGAUCCGACUGGCAAGUCACAGGCAAAGGGGUCCAAGACUUUGGAGAGUCGAUUGGACGGCCUGUUGUCCUGGCUCAGAGAUCACUGGGAUACCGAGGCCAAGAAGGCGCAGGCUAUACUACACAGAAACCGGGAGGACCCGAUGAAUCAGCUUCUCGAACUCGAGAGCGAAUACAUCGAUGCUUGGGACGAUGAUCUUCCCUGCUGGCUCAAACCAACGCCGGGGACUAACCAGAAGGGCAAAGGCAAAGCUGUGCGUUCACACUCUGGAUCGCUGGACGACGAAUCAUCCAUAACACCAACAAACCUGAAUCCAGCACCUAGAGUAUUGGGUAUAUCCAUCCCGAACCGGAAGACCUACAUGAUGGAAGAAGCAUCGUCCGGCUCGGAAUCAGGCCCCUCCAGUCGGAGCGCAACACCCCCCGACCCCGGCUCUCCUCCGCCUAGAGGCCAAAGGGUGGCAGCACCAGCGCCUCGUCGCGCUCCUCUAGAUUUAGAUGACUAG
Molecule: messenger RNA, 3456 nt
Organism: Anthostomella pinea
Lineage: Eukaryota; Fungi; Ascomycota; Sordariomycetes; Xylariales; Xylariaceae
Source: the annotation of a GenBank genome assembly